Messenger RNA from Lagopus muta (rock ptarmigan), 2650 nucleotides. RefSeq names its product olfactomedin like 3 (gene OLFML3). Lineage: Eukaryota; Metazoa; Chordata; Aves; Galliformes; Phasianidae. The coding region runs from base 108 to 1286 and encodes 392 amino acids. Gene Ontology annotation, biological process: signal transduction. The record is from RefSeq and is a predicted model, not a curated record. The transcript has 3 exons.
GGAGCUGAGGCGCCCGGGGCCGCCUCUCGCCCCAUCUGGAUUCAAUCAGGGCCGCCAGCAUUCCUGAGCGCUGAGCCGCUUCCGCGCUGCCGCACUCUGCGGCGGCCAUGGGGCCCUGGCGCUGCCUGCUUCUCCUGCCGCUCCUCGCCGCGGCACCGCGCGCACAGCAGCAGCAGUUCAUGGAGUACGUGGAGCGGCGGCUGGUGAUGCUGGAGGAGAGGAUCGCGCAGUGGCACGAUCAGAGCAGCCGUUACUCCACGGAGCUGCGGGACUUCAAGAACCAGGUGCUGGGCAUGCUGGAGACGGCGGAGAAGGAGCGCGAGGCUCUGCGGACCGAAGCGGAGAGCGCGGCGGCGCGGGUGGACCGCCUGGAGCGAGAGGUGGAUUACCUGGAAACGCAGAACCCCGCACCACCCUGCGUGGAGGUGGACGAAGUGCUGACGGAGAAGCAGGCGGCCACGGCCAAGCAAAGGAAGAACGAGAAGUACAGCAAAGUGACGGAUUGCAGUGACACCAUUGCAAGCGUCAGAGCCAUGAAGAUCCUGAAGCGCUUCGGCAGCGCCGUGGGGCUCUGGACCAAGGAUGCUGCAGGGAACUCCGAGAAGAUUUACGUCUUCGAUGGCACUGCCAACGACACGGUGUACGUCUUCCCCCGCAUGCGGGAGUUCACGCUCUUCUCGGCCACGCGCCGUGCAGCCCGCAUCAAGCUGCCCUACCCCUGGGUGGGCACCGGGCACCUGGUCUACGGCGGGUACCUCUACUACAUCCGCCAGCAGGGCCCCUUCCAGGUGAUCAAGUUCGACCUGGCCAACAAGACGGUGGUGGACAGCUCGGUGUUCCCAGCCGAGGAGCAGAUCCCCGUCUUCGGGCUCUCCCCCUUCACCUACAUCGAGCUGGCGGCGGACGAAGAGGGGCUCUGGGCCAUCUACGCCACCAAGGAGAACGAGAAGAACAUCUGCCUGGCCAAGCUGGACCCCGACUCGCUGGACAUCGAGCAGAUGUGGGACACGCCGUGCCCGCGGGAGAACGCCGAGGGCGCCUUCGUGGUGUGCGGGGCUCUGCAUGUGGCCUACAACACCCGGCUGCCCAGCCGCUCCCGCGUGCAGUGCGUCUUCGACGUCAGUGGGACGCUGCCCCCCGAGGAGGCUUCCCUCGUGUACUUCCCCAAACGCUACGGCUCCCAUUCCAGCAUGAAGUACAGCCCCCGCGAGAGGCAGAUCUACGCCUGGGACGACGGCUACCAGAUCAUCUACCGCAUGGAGAUGAAGAAGAAGCUGGAGGUCUGAAGGGCCCCUGCAAAAGCCUGGACUGAUGAAAUGAGGUUUUCUACUCUGUGAUGCAAUGAAUAAAUGCUAUGCAGCACGCUGCAGCGGCCUGCUUGGGGGGAGUGUGGGGCGCUGGGGGCUGCAGCAGUGAGCUCUAUGCUGCCAUGAACUGCCUCAAAAUGUCUUUCCUAGAGGUUUCCUGAAGCUGUGAGUGCACAGUCUGGGCUGUGGGCUGGGCAGGGCUCUGGGCAGAGGUUGGGCUGGAGUUCAGCAGCUUCUGCUGCAGUGAGAGCACCUCUGGGCCUGGCUGGGGCAUGGCAUGAACAAAGCUGCAAGCAAACUGCACAAUCCCUUAAUCCAAAAGGACAACUGGAGGUUUUGCUCACAUGCUGGCGAGGCCUCCAGCCAGCAGGCACCAGAUGUUCCUCAUUUUCUCAGUUCGCAUCUAACAAAGCACGGUUGUCUUCCCUUUGCAGCCACAGUGGUGGCAGACCCUUUCUGCAAGGCUCCAUUCCCUGAGUCCCCAUUCCACAUGGCAGUGCCUGAGACCCAGGGUGUGGGGGCAGCUGGGGGCCACAGCCAACAUGCACUGGGGGGGAACUGUCCCAGAAGGGCCCUGAGCAUGAGGAUGUGGCCUCAGCAGCCCCAGCUGGAAGCAGAAAAACAGCAGAUUCUCACGCACUGCCACAUGCACCUCUCCCCUGGGGGAUGGAGGGUUGGGCUGGAGAUGGCACCAAUGCUCCACAACCACACCACAGUUCAUUCCUGUCACAGUUCCUCCAGAUGCCUGAGGAUGCAGAAGUUGAAUUUAGGAUAUCUGUGUGUCACGGAGCGUGCUUUGUCCACAACAGAAAUCAGCUCUGGAGACAAAUGCUUGUGUGAAGCCUGAGCCGCUCCAGCCAUUGAGGGUCGCCCCUGCUGUGGGGCUGCAGUUGGGCAGCCUGGCCCUGAGGUUCCCCUGCAGCCUCUGGGAUGCUGAGCUGCCACUCAGAGCUGACCCGAUAGCUACCCAGAGCUCUUCUGUAUGCUAAUUAAAUAUCUUCUGCUUCCUUCAGAAAAAUGCUUAAAUACACACUUUGAAUGAGUGUAAUUGGAUGGUGCAGAAAGUUCAACACAGUGUAAGUCAAGCGGAGAAAUUAUCCAAGGGUGAAGAGCUAUGUGCACUGCCAAGUUAAUUUAUAGCCCUUUUCACAAUCAGUAACUGCAGCAACAAAUGCAAUUUUCAGAAGUUGUACAGUUGUAACUAAUGAUGGGGCAUGGUGGGGUGGUGCUGAUGGCCUGACUGCGUGAUCCUGGAGGUCUUCGCCAACCUUAAUGAUUCUGUGGUUCCAUCCUAAUGAUUUUUUUGGCAUGAAUUACAGCUGAUGGAACGCCAGAAAUCACCU